Molecule: messenger RNA, 1330 nt
Organism: Daphnia pulex (common water flea)
Lineage: Eukaryota; Metazoa; Arthropoda; Branchiopoda; Diplostraca; Daphniidae
Gene: chic
Product: profilin-like
Exons: 3
Coding region: 420-800 (126 amino acids)
Cellular component (GO): cell cortex
Molecular function (GO): actin monomer binding
Source: RefSeq, a predicted model, not a curated record
CGUUUCUAUAGUAGUACCCUCCCUCUUGGCCACCCUCUAUAACAUAGCCCACCCCAAUCACCGGCUGCCUCUCUCUCUCUCCACCCGGCGUCUGGUUCGCAAAGCCUCCCAGCCAUUUCCCCCCACUCUGCUAGUCUCUCCCGUCUCUUGACUGUACUCAGAGACGAUUUUCGUUAUCGAGACGGUUGCAGUGUGUUUCUCUCUCUCUUGCUCUUUCUCUUCUUCGUCCUGGCUGACACACACUGCAGCGGCACAGCAGCACAGUAAAAAAGCUGAGUUUGUAUCCACAUUUGCCAUCAGUCUCCCCGGUUUCGCUCGCACAAAACUAGGCCAGUUUUCUCAUCAGUUUUUGCGACUUUGGCGUCGUGUCCACUUGAAAUCCCUUCGCUCUUCAAACACAUUUUGUCCAUCCUUUCAUCAUGAGCUGGCAAGAUUACGUCGACAAGCAGCUCCUGGCUUCGGGUUUCGUCAACCACGCCGCAAUCAUCGGCACCGACGGUUCAUUGUGGGCCAAAUCUGCAGCUUUCAAUGUAACACCUUCUGAGCUGACCACCUUUGCAAACAACUACUCGUCUCCAGAAUUUUUCCAGGCCAACGGCCUUACACUAGCUGGCAUUAGGUUCAUCUUUCUCUCAGGCACCGACAGGGUCUUGCGAGCCAAGAAGAACAAGAGUGGAUUGCACUGCAUGAAAACUGAGAAGGCUAUCGUGGUAUCAAUUUAUGAGGAACCAACAACACCCCAGCAAGCUGCCAAUGUAGUCGAAAAGCUGGGUGAAUACCUCAUGGGCCAUGGAUACUAGACAAGCAGAGGAAAGGGCCAGCACACAAAGGGAGCGGGGAUAAGACCAGCCAGAAGUGAGAAAAUCCGGACAAAAUUUUGGAUGCUUCAGACCAAUCAAUGGAGAUCAUUCAGCAUCAUCACCACUACUUCAAUCUUAUUAAAAAAAAUUAAUUUCCACUCAGUUUGUUAGAUGGAGUCCAAGAUUGAUUCUUUCCCUUUCUCUUAAGUGGCAUUUUUUUUUAUUAUUCUCUUUUCUUUGCUUUUGUAGAGAUGAUACAUUUGCCCAUUCCUUUGCGUCACUUCCCAAUUUGAUAAAAGAAAAGGAGGGAGUGGGUGUCAUUUUGUCUGCGGUCGAUUAUUUCUUCUGAUUCGUUUGAAAUUUGCGAGCUAGCCAAGAGUUGGGAAGAUUUGGGAAUGUCUGGGGUCCCGAUGUGGCAUAAGUGUCGCUCCUUUUUGUGUUUCAGAUCGUUUUCCACCCAGUCGUAUUCAAAGCAUGUUUUUUUUUGUAUUUUUUUUUCUUUAUGUUAAACUAAACAAAUUACUCUCCCA